UGCAUAAUUCACUAAAAUACGGGAGUGACAAGCGCAUUCUACAACCGCAUUAACUCCCGAAAAAUACAGGAAGUAUUUAAACGCGCAUCAGAAAUGUGUCUUCGUCUGUAUGUGAGAUGCAAGAAAAACACUAAAACACCCAAAUGCUUUGUUUUAUAACACACACACACAGACACACACACACACACACACACAAAAAAAUCAUAUAUCUCAUAUCCGCGACAGACCACUUUAUUAACUCCAUAAAGUGCCUAUCUUUAUGAGAUCAGACCAAACAACAUACCUAAAGGGCUUGUAAAUAGGACUUGGCAACACUGCAAGACAGCAGCCUCCCGAGCAUAAACAAAGCAGCGCGUCUAUCAGCGGUAGUUUAGUUAAAAUCGACGGACAAAAAAUAGCACAUAACAAACGGCUAAACUUUUAUUCUGAGUGCUGUUCUGUACACACAUUUAAAUGCGGUUGUCACUCCAGAAACUUGUGUAUGGCAUUAGCAUUUCUGCCAGCACUGGCUCGUAUGGCCGUAUGCGGCGGCACCCAUGGGAACGAGCUGUCCGGUGUGUAUGUGGUGCAGGAGAUGGAGCGACAGCAGAAAGAGAAAGGCGAGGGUGCGUGGCCGAUUCCUGUUACAACUGUGCUGUCAAACCCAAGGGCUGUGAAAGAGUGCAGAAGAUACAUUGACACUGAUAUGAACCGCUGCUUCAGCAGAGACACGCUGAGUUCUCCUAUUACAGAGAGCAGCCCGUAUGAAGUCCGGCGUGCACAAGAACUGAACAAUCUGCUGGGGCCUAAAGGAUCCUCAGAUGCAAUAGACUUGAUCUGUGACCUUCAUAACACCACGUCUAACAUGGGUCUCACACUCAUCCAUUACACAUCCAGUGACUGGGUGACCCUGCACAUCUGCAGAUACUUACAGACUAAGAUAACCAAAGUGCCUGUGAGAGUGCUGGUACUGGAUGUCCCGAUUAGUGAUGCUUAUUCCUUGGAGUCUGUGUCCAAGCAUGGCUUUUCAAUAGAGGUAGGGCCGCAGCCGCAUGGAGUUGUCAGAGCUGACAUCUAUAUCAUUAUGAAAGAGGCUGUCGACUUGACAAUAGACUGGAUCCACAAAUUCAACUCAGGAACGGUGUUUGAAGGCGGGGAUAUGGAAACCUUUAGGUUAAUCAAAAGUGUUGAUUAUGCCAGAGAUCCAGAGACUCGGUCUCUCACCGCUGCCAUUCAUCCUCAGCUGCAGGACAAAGACUUCUGUCUUCUCAAGCAGGGAGACCCUUUAUUUUUGUCAUUUUCUGGAGAAACUGUGAACUACGAGGAAGAAGAGACACUUCAUCCUUUCUUUAUCAAUGAGGCUGCUUACUAUGAAAAGGGAAUCGCUUUUCACGUGGGAAAAAAGAUGAUGCUGACGAUUCCAACGGUGCAAGUGCAGAAAGACUGAAGGAUGAGAGAGGAAAAUAUAUUAAACUCCGCACAAUUACCAGCAUCAA
Messenger RNA from Onychostoma macrolepis, 1475 nucleotides. RefSeq names its product N-acyl-aromatic-L-amino acid amidohydrolase (carboxylate-forming) B. The record is from RefSeq and is a predicted model, not a curated record. The transcript has 7 exons. Bases 482 to 1426 code for a protein of 314 amino acids. Gene Ontology annotation, molecular function: hydrolase activity, acting on ester bonds; aminoacylase activity. NCBI's taxonomy places the organism in Eukaryota, Metazoa, Chordata, Actinopteri, Cypriniformes, Cyprinidae.